Messenger RNA from Branchiostoma floridae (Florida lancelet), 720 nucleotides. Its product is annotated as placenta-specific gene 8 protein-like. Lineage: Eukaryota; Metazoa; Chordata; Leptocardii; Amphioxiformes; Branchiostomatidae. Bases 77 to 682 code for a protein of 201 amino acids. The transcript has 5 exons. The record is from RefSeq and is a predicted model, not a curated record.
GAACUGCGGUACAAAGUCCAGAAGUGCUGUUUUAGAUCCGUCAAAAUAUAGCCCUACAAUUUCCGAGGUAUACAAAAUGGCGACUGGUGUGACAACUGAUCCAACGCAGGGCGAAAAGGGGAUGACCUUUGACCCGGCGCCGCCAAGCUAUGACGCAACGAUGAAUCCCGGCAUGAUGGCACAUGGACCUUUGACCUCGGCCAUGCCCAUGGCACCUGGUCCUGUGCCCUCGGUCUUGCCCAUGGCACCGGACCCUGGGGCCUCGGCCAUGCCCAUAAUGUCUGCCCCUGUGGCUUCGAGCAUUCCUUUGGCACCUAUGCAACAACAAGUGGUCAUCACCCAGCAGCCUGGCAUCACCACCGUGGGCCCACAGAGACGCGACUGGAGCAGCGACAUGUGUGCAUGCUGCAUGGAUCCAUGUAGCUGUUUGGGAGCAUUCUGUUGUAUGCCCUUCUACACGUGUCACACCCUCACACGUAUGCACGAGAACUGCUGUGUCGGCUGGCUCUCCUGCUUUGCCCUAUCUGCCAUGAGGGCCAGCUUUCGGUCAGAACAUGGCAUAAAUGGCGACCUGUGCAACGACGUCUGCUCCUCCUGGUGGUGCUCCUGCUGUGUUCUCGCGCAGCUGUCUCGCGAGAUCGAUUACGUCAACAAACAGCCCACCAUCAUCAUUCGGCACUAGAGGGGGGUGCACUUAUUGAUAGCGUCUAAUCAAUCAUA